This is a messenger RNA of Sporisorium graminicola, 2907 nucleotides long. RefSeq lists its product as uncharacterized. The coding region runs from base 1 to 2907 and encodes 968 amino acids. Lineage: Eukaryota; Fungi; Basidiomycota; Ustilaginomycetes; Ustilaginales; Ustilaginaceae. Gene Ontology annotation, cellular component: nucleus. The record is from RefSeq and is a predicted model, not a curated record. The transcript has 3 exons. Gene Ontology annotation, biological process: DNA-templated transcription; regulation of DNA-templated transcription. Gene Ontology annotation, molecular function: transcription cis-regulatory region binding; DNA-binding transcription factor activity, RNA polymerase II-specific; zinc ion binding.
AUGGAUACCAGCAUGGACGACAGUCUCGUCGGAGAGCGACCCAGAAUACGCAACUCUCAAGCAUGUCUAGAGUGCCGUAAAGCAAAGAUCAAGUGCAACGGCAAGCGCAAGGACGCUCAAAACUGCUCUCGCUGCGAAGCAAAGGGCCUCGAAUGCAAUUGGACAGCCUCUCGUCGAGGCAAAAAGCCCGGAACCAAAAACCUGGCCACACGCGCGCGCGAACAGUCCGAGGCAGUGCAACGACAUCAUCACGACAGGCAGCUCCACAUACGCAGCUCUAGCGACAAGCUCGACCGGACCUCUCCCACUCCGCAAGAUGCUUCAGCCGCCAACAUGCCUUACCGACGUGGUGUUGCUUGGGACUAUCCAGGUCCCUCGAACAUGUCCAACCCUUAUCCUCACCCCGCCGCUUUUGAUUCUCACCAUGCACACCGUCACGGAUCCGAUGCCAGCACCAACAAUCAUCAGUCGCCUGGUAGCGCAGUCACCUCGUCCUCCUCCGGCUCGCAUCCACCUUCAUCGAUCCCCACCGCCAUUUCUACCAACGGCCCUCACAGCAGCCACGCCAGUAUCACAAGUAACGGCAGCAGUCGACGCACGUCCAAGUACCACGACGGCCUCUUGAUCCGAGAAUCGCGCAUGCCGCCUUCAUCCACCAACCCCCUCCUCUGCCUCUCGGAAGCGGCCCUCGGCAAGCGCUGCACCGAGACUGACAGCGAGGAGGACGAACUCGCUGCCGAGCAUGAUCAAGCUGACGACGCAGCCCACAGCCCCGCACCCCACGCCGAUGGCAAGAAGCGCGGCUCUUCGCAUUUUCACGUGGACAAUCCCAGCAACGAAGAAGACGAUACCCAGGCCAGAUCUGCACGCGACAUCGCCGCCAUGCUCGAGAACAGUGGUUGGUCUCGAUCCUGCCUGGGCCAUGCCGCCUGCGAGCGCGCUUCGUACUUUUCCGGUGCCUCCGCCUCGGCAAGCUGGGACACGCGUCGGUGCGAUCCACUCGACCAGGGUAUCGUCACCAUGGAUGAUGUUCACCGCCUCUUCAAGAUCUUCACGGAUGUCAUCCAUGAGCAAUUCUGCAUCCUCGACCCCAUCAUCCACAAUGUCGAGACCAUCAAGGAGUCGUCCAAUUUUCUCUUUUCCGUCAUUCUCGCCAUCGCCACUUCGGUCGAUCGCAGUCCGCGCUCUAUCCAGCAGUUUGAGCAGCUGCGCAAACUCGUAGAUUCUCUCGUCGUCGAGGUGCUCAGCCGCAACGUCAAGAGCGUCGAGGUCGUGAAAGGUCUCAUCGUGUGGCCGAUGUGGGCGCAUCUCACCCCGCUCAUGGCCGAAGAUCGUGCUUGGCUGCUCAUCGGAACAGCCGCACGCAUGGCCAAGGAGCUUGAUCUGGCAUGGCGAGACGAUACGCCACAGGAAGACGAGAUGGCGCGCCGACAUGCGCGAGACCGCUCCAGGACAUGGGCGCUCGCUGCCAUCAUGGAGAGGAGCUUCAGUUCAUUCUCGGGCCAGAGACCCAACACGACACUCGAUGUCGACUGGGGCACGCUCAAUGACUGGCUCAAGUCGCCCAUCUCGCUCGAUAAUGACAUCGAAAUCGUAGCCUUCCUGCACCUGCGUCGCAUCGAGGAGGUAAUGCGCACGCGCAUUUUCAGCCAGAGCUACUACGAGGUCGGCUCGAUCGAGAGCAUCCGUGUCUCUGCCAACGUCUUGUUCGCUGCCUGGUCCGAAGCAUGGUGCGAGCAUCCUGCACUGGACCAGCAUGGCCUCACCUCGACCACCAUGCGCCUCAUCGGCCUUCACAUCCAGGUGCUCAUCAACACGCACGCCAUCCGCGAGUCAGAGCGAAGAAAGGCCAUCUGCGAGGCCAGCAACAUGCGCAUCCUGCGCAUCUGUGGCGACUCGGUCAAAGCCGCGCGUGAGGAGUGCGUGGCGUUGCUCACCGAAGCUUGUCGACUCGCGCUUGACAAACUGCAGAGACACUCGCACACGGUCAGCCGCAUCGUGGCCGCCAUGAUGGGGUGGUCGGGAGUCCACUUGCUAAAGAAUGGGCCCAUCGAGACGCGCGGCUUGGUGGUGCAGCUCGGCUUGAUGCUGGCAGGUGAUCCGCGCGACUCGGCCCACUCUCGAUCGUUUGCACGCUUCUAUGGGCGUUUCAUCCUGUCUCUCAGCGCCGAGCUGGUCGAGAGAGACCGCGCCGAAAAGUCGCGCAGGAAGCGUCAGCGCCUGCGAGAUUCGUCACACAUGUCGGCUGGGUCGAGUAGUGUUGGUGUGCCGAGUCCGCGAGCAGCGGGUGAGAACGGUGAUAUGAGAAGGAGUGCUACGGCAACGGGCGCUGCGCCUGGCUAUGAUGCGCAAAGGGCAAUGACAACGCGUCCGUCGACACCGGGCGCAGCGGCGACGUCGGCCGCAGCCAUGAGCGAUAUGGCGCUCGCCUUCGAAUCGGCGGCGCAAGGCGGCCUGCAAACUCCAGGCUUGGGCGGCCGACCUGCUUUCGUCGGAGCGCCGGCCAAUGGUGUGCACGCCAUGUCACCCUCGACGUCGAACAGCGCUAGCUAUGCGUAUCCUUAUGCGUCGACGCCCGGUGGCGGAGGCGGGUCACAUUCAGGUGCAGGUGCAGGCAGCAGUCACGUUGCUGGCAUGCUCGGCAAUGGUAGCAGUGCGCCAUCUCCGCUCUCGUCAGCCUAUCGCGGUGGACCCAUGUCGACGUCGCACAUUGGAUCGAACAGCGCCUCUUCCGCGUUGGACUCGGUGACCAACACGUGGCUGGGCACUGAUGACUUGCUGGAUCAGUACAUGCAGAGCAUCUUGCCCAUCUUUAACGAUUUCGACCACGCUACCAACAACAGCAUGGCGCACGGCAUCGGAGGCGGGGGCGGCGUUGGUGUUCCCAUCUCGGAGGUGAUGCGUUGA